AUGCGACCAACAUCAUCUCUCUCGCUCCUUCUCUUCCUCCAACUCUCAACCGCAUUCCCCGUCUCCCUACGAAUCAAGCCCCAAUCACAAGAAUGUCUGCAUUCCCAACCCUGCAACACCCUCCGCACCGCCAUAACCACCCUCGCCCUCUCGCAUUCCAAACCGAGUAAUCCCCGCAAUCCACAUUUCCCCGAGCAUCAAAAACUGGCUCUCCACACCUUCAUCCCACCCACCACGACAUCAGCAUCUGCAUCGCACGACGAUUAUUUUGCCCAAGAAGGCGCCUUCGAUAAUGCACCCACCACCCCCUCCAAAAAUAUCCCUGCAGACGAAGCUCUUUCGGCCGCAACCCCAUUGAGCACCGCGUAUCUUCAAAGUUUGACAAGGACAACCGAUGAGGAUGUUGCGAGGCCGAGUAUGCCUACUUCGGCACUAUCUUCGCUGCGCAAAGAAGAUGCGCGGAAAUAUUGGGAGGGGGAAUUGGAGAAGGGGGGUGUUGGGGAAAUGGGAAGAUGUGGAAACUCGAAUAUGUGGCCGGGAACUGCGGGGGGGUAUCGAACGCGUAUGAUGCAUUUGGAAAUGGGAAGGAGAAAUGAUUUUAUGGUUGUGGGGAUUGUGGUGGUUUUCUUAAUGGUGGUUUGUGCGUUGGAGUUUGUGGAGAGGUUUGGGAAACAAAGUUCGAGGAGAGGGGAGAUUUUCCUCGAGGAUGAUGAAACGUAUGCUUUCAUCGUUAAAAAACCGAGGGGACUCCUGGAAAGCGAAUCCGGAUGCAGUGAAAAAUGCGUACAAGAAACGGAAUACAAGGAAUAUCAGGAUGAUGAGACGAUUGUCGAUGAAGACUUCAAUGGAGAUGUCGAGCAAAAGAUCUGA
Sclerotinia borealis F-4128 is the source of this 870-nucleotide messenger RNA. Lineage: Eukaryota; Fungi; Ascomycota; Leotiomycetes; Helotiales; Sclerotiniaceae. The record is from the annotation of a GenBank genome assembly.